AAAAUAUAAUAUCGGCGGUAGAUAACUUUUGGAGGAGGAGGCCGGAGGAGAACGCCGGCGGCGAGAUAGAGAGAUUCCGAUUGACAUAAAUCUUGAAUAAAUGGCGAUAGAAGCCGUUGAAUCACUUUCGCCGGUUUCUCAAUCACACACCAGUUACAGACAACCGCAUCACUUUUACCUUCCCGUCGAUAGACUUCAAUUCAAGGAGGGAACUUUGGUGGAUCUUUUGAGGACGAUCGGUCGCUUACCAUUGUUGCCAAUAGUUGUGUGUUGUAGCACUCGCGACGUGCUUGAUGCUGUAAGCUAUGCCGUUGCUAAUCUUUCACAUAUCUCCACUGCAUCUCUGUACAGUGACCUAUCCUUAGCUGAACGUGCUUCUGUCUUAGAAAAUUUUCGAGAAGCAACGAUGAAAUGGAACCAAAUGGGUACCAUCCGGAGUGAAGGAGAUAGUGAAGAAACUGUUACUAUAGAAGAGCAAAAAUCUCAUAUGAUAGUUGUAACAGAUGCUUGCCUUCCACUUAUUACAUGCGGUGAAUCUCCUAUUACAGCUCGUCUUUUGAUAAAUUAUGAACUUCCAACUAAGAAGGAAACAUACAUGAGGCGCAUGACUACUUGCUUGGCAGCAGACGGGAUUGUGAUCAACAUGCUUGUUGAGGGAGAAAUGAUGACUCUAAAAGGCAUUGAACAAAGUAGUGGCCUUGUCAUAUCUGAAAUGCCCAUAAAUAUCCUCGAGAUGCUUUGAGGUUUGUAUAUAGAGGAGGAAACUCACAUUAUAGUUGAGGUAUGGAAAUUCUAACAUACAUCUUUUUUUUUUCUCUAUUAUUGUGUUCAAAACUGAGUUGGAUUGAGUGGAUAAGAUCUUAAGAUGAUAAUCAAUGACAUAA
This is a messenger RNA of Impatiens glandulifera, 884 nucleotides long. Its product is annotated as eukaryotic initiation factor 4A. The record is from RefSeq and is a predicted model, not a curated record. The transcript has 7 exons. The coding region runs from base 101 to 742 and encodes 213 amino acids. Lineage: Eukaryota; Viridiplantae; Streptophyta; Magnoliopsida; Ericales; Balsaminaceae.